This is a messenger RNA of Nannospalax galili (Upper Galilee mountains blind mole rat), 2008 nucleotides long. It is a transcript of the gene Il7, whose product is annotated as interleukin 7. Gene Ontology annotation, biological process: immune response. Lineage: Eukaryota; Metazoa; Chordata; Mammalia; Rodentia; Spalacidae. The transcript has 5 exons. Gene Ontology annotation, molecular function: interleukin-7 receptor binding; growth factor activity. Bases 849 to 1313 code for a protein of 154 amino acids. Gene Ontology annotation, cellular component: extracellular region. The record is from RefSeq and is a predicted model, not a curated record.
CACUUGUGGGAGUCAGAGUUACUGUGACUAAUUUCUCUGUCCUCCAACUAAUUUGAGUUUUGAUUUUGUAAGUUACCUACUUACUAGAUUUGGUGGGCUCACAAGAAUUAUUUUUUCUUAAAGUUCCAUCUGAGCAGGUGUAUUGUACAUAAGACAGAGAGGAAAGAAACUGAUUAGAGGGGUUGGAGGAGAAGAGGGCGGGCGUGACCCUCUUAAUCAUUCUUCACUUCCUUUUUUUUUCCUUUAACAAGAUGACUUGGCAACGUCUGGCACAUCCGCGGUAGAAGCGGCGACGCCUCCUCUGUGGAAUUGACUUGCAAUAACCAGCUUUCGCCCAGCUGCACAUUUGUAGCUUCCGUGGACGUAUUAGCAACGGGUAGUCUUAGCUCCCAUUCUCCCAGAGUUGCAAGACGGUUAGCAGUCAUCUGGAAUGCGUUUUUAGCCCGAAUCUCUGGUUCAGAAUGCCAGCGGGUUUCACCUGGGGAACUUUGAAAAAACGCAGUGUCCGCUGAUCCUGGUCCAGGUGCACAGUGAAGAAGCUCAGGGAUAAACCCAAACACUGACCCUUCAGACCCAGCGCAAAGUAGAAACUGAAAGUACGCUGCCGGCAGAUCCUACGGAAGUUAUGGGAACAGCAGAGCGCCCGGCCGGCCCGUGAUGCGUGCCGCCCCUCCAGGGAUGGAUGGACCAGGCGCCGCGUGGAGGACAGGAGCCAGCUACCCACACUACCCUGGCCAGCACAAGCCUGUGGCAACUCCACGGAAGACCGGGGUCUGGGCGUGAUUAUGGGUGGUGUGAGCUCGCUCCUGCUGCAGUCGCGGUCAUGACUACGCCGUCUCCCGCAGACCAUGUUCCAUGUUUCUUUUAGGUAUAUCUUUGGAAUUCCUCCCUUGAUUCUUGUUCUGCUGCCAGUAACUUCAUCUGACUGCCAUAUUAAAGAUAAAGAAGGUAAAGAAUAUGAGAAUGUGCUAAUGGUCAGCAUCGAUGAAUUGAUCAAAAUGAUGGGAACUGAUAGCAGCUGCCCGAAUAGUGAACCAAACUUUUUAAAAAAACAUCCAUGUGAUGAUACAAAGGAAGCUGCUUUUCUAAACCGUGCUGCUCGCAAGUUGAAGCAAUUUCUCAAAAUGAAUAUUAGUGAAGCUUUCAAUACCCACUUACAAAGAGUUUCACGAGGCACACUAGAAGUGGUGAACUGCACCAGCAAGGAAGAAAAAAAUUUAAAGGAACAGAAAAAGAAUGACUCAUGUUUCCUAAAGAAACUAUUGAAAGAAAUAAAAACUUGUUGGAAUAAGAUUUUGAACAGCAAAACAUAAACAUCGGAUCCAUGGUUGCAACCUCCAAGAAUGUACCAGUUUAUGCAGUUAUGAGGGAUUGAAAUGCUCCCUGAAGUUGCUGAAUGCCUCCCAUCAGAUGACAAGAGCAACUGAGAAAUCCACAUUGUGGUGUCAGAAGAUGGACAUAAGCAAUGGGACUGAUUGAUGCAGUCAGCUGUGCACGUCAUACACAAGGACAUAGAGAAACUGCAUCAAUUUUGCAAAAUCGAGCAUUUCAGAAGACUGCAAUAAUACUUUUUAAACCUGUCCAAAUAUUUCAAAAGACCUCAAAUCUAUGAAUAUAAUGGUUAAAAAUUUAAAUUACUGUUGUUUAUCAAAAUAAUUUUAUGGCCCACUGUGCGUCAGUCAGUAUAUGAAGAGUGGAAACCAACAUCUUGCACUCUGGAGAUAUUAGAAGACUUACAGUGAUGGACAACGCUCAUGAGAACGUGAGAGUCACAUACUUUAAAGCAGUAUCAAAAAGCUGUUCAAGAUAUUUAAGACAGAUAUCAAGAGAUGCACUUAAACAUGAAUGUGUAACACGAUGCCUUCAGUAAACAGUAUAGCAGGUAUUUUUCAAUAAAAAUAAAGCAUAAUUUCAAAAAAAUAGAAAUGUACUUAGUCUAAGGAUGCUAAACAUUAGUAUUGUUACUUUUGUCACUUAUGUAUAAUGAUUUGUCUUACUGAAUUUUCAA